This is a messenger RNA of Plasmodium vivax (malaria parasite P. vivax), 575 nucleotides long. RefSeq lists its product as hypothetical. The coding region runs from base 89 to 412 and encodes 107 amino acids. Lineage: Eukaryota; Apicomplexa; Aconoidasida; Haemosporida; Plasmodiidae. The record is from RefSeq and is a predicted model, not a curated record. The transcript has a single exon.
GGGGCAAAAAGGAAAAAAAAAAGAAGGCAAUUUUGGGGGGAGAGCAAAGAGUCUUUCGGCAUUUCGAUGGCUACGUAUUUCUGCUUCUAUGUAUUUCUUUUUCUUUUCUUUUUUAUUUUUCCUUUUCUUUUUCUUUUCCUUUUUAAUGCCUCCGCGGGGCGCGUGCCCUCACCAAUACCAAAACGUGCAACAGGGCGAACAGAGAGAACACGACUCGGGGGAUAUCCAACAUUCUGUUUGUAGCCACUUGGGACGGCCCAAAUGGAGCGGGGGGAAGCAAACAAAGCAAAUGAAGCGGGGGAGAGGCAAACGAGGCAAGCGAAGCAAACGAAGCGUUUAUCACGCGGCGAAUCAAACUGAGGCGGACUUUCAACAAAUAAAUGGCUACCCGAAUGAGUUUAAAAAAAUAUAAUUGCCUUAAUGAAGCACCAAAAAAUAAAAUGCAUACAUAUACAUAAGUACUUAGGUACAUACGUACAUUUUUAGGGCAUACAAAGGGGCUAGCGACUAGUUUACUCUUCCCGCGGGGGAUAAAAUUUGCUAAAACAAUACGCGUGGUAUGUAAAAUGGAAAGG